Messenger RNA from Helianthus annuus (common sunflower), 1747 nucleotides. Its product is annotated as UDP-glycosyltransferase 76G1. NCBI's taxonomy places the organism in Eukaryota, Viridiplantae, Streptophyta, Magnoliopsida, Asterales, Asteraceae. Gene Ontology annotation, molecular function: UDP-glycosyltransferase activity. The record is from RefSeq and is a predicted model, not a curated record. The transcript has 3 exons. Bases 78 to 1442 code for a protein of 454 amino acids.
GAGAACCAUAGCCUGAAGCCAUAAUUUGCUAUAUAUAAUAGUACAAGGAGAUCCACCACAAACAUUUACUAAUCACCAUGGGAAACCAACCACAGACCACUGCUAGCAGGAACCGGAGAAUAAUAUUGUUUCCGUUUCCAUUUCAAGGUCACAUAAAUCCAAUGCUUCAGCUUGCAAGUCUACUAUACUAUAGAGGCUUUAGUAUUACCAUCCUCCACACCAACUUUAAUGCGCCCAAAAUCUCUAACUAUCCUCACUUCACUUUUAUAUCCAUCCUCGACAACCAUCCUGAAGACGAACGCUUUUCCAAGUCAUUGUUGCUCGAUUUUGCUCCAGAUUUCAUCUUCAAACAAGAUGGUGCUGAUGCACUACGUGAUGAACUGGAAUUGUUGUUAGCUUCAGGAAAAGACGAGCCAGUGUCGUGUUUGAUCACCGAUGCGUUUUGGCACUUCACCCAAUCAGUGGCCGAUAGCCUUAAUCUCCCAAGGCUUGUUUUGAGGACAUCUAGCUUGUAUAGUACUAUUAUAUAUUCUUCAAUACCCCUUCUUGAUGAUUGUGGUUACUUCACACUUGAUGACAACCAUUUGGAAGAACAAGUGGUCAAGUUUCCUUUACUAAAAGUGAAAGACAUCUUGAAGAUUGGUAUAAGGAGCAAUAAGGACCCCUACGCGGAGUUGAUAGGUGACAUGGUUAAACAAACAAAAGCAUCAUCGGGAAUCAUCUGGAACUCCUUCAAAGAACUUGAAGAAACUGAGCUCGAAAGGGUUCAACAUGACUUUCCCAUACUAAAUUUCCUAAUACCACUCCCCAAGUAUCUUACAACUUCGUCGAGUAGCUUACUAGAUCAAGAUCGAACCUUUUUUCCUUGGUUAGACCAACAACCGCCCAAUUCUGUAUUGUAUGUUAGUUUUGGUAGCAUUAGUAAAGUGGAUGAAAAAGAGUUCGUGGAAAUAGCUCAUGGGUUGGUCCAUAGCAAGCAAGCUUUUCUAUGGGUUGUCCGACCAGGGUUUGUCAAGGGUUCAACAUCGCUUGAAUUGUUGCCAAAUGGGUUCCCGGGUGAAAGUGGACGAGUUGUGGAAUGGGCUCCUCAACAAGAAGUGCUAGCUCAUGAAGUGACAGGUGCGUUUUGGACACAUAGUGGAUGGAACUCAACAUUGGAAAGUGUUUGUGAAGGUGUUGCUAUGAUUUGUUCGCCUUUUAGGGGUGAUCAACCGCUAGAUGCACGAUAUAUGAGCGGUCUUUUAAGGGUGGGGGUGUAUAUAGAGAAUGGGUUCCAAAGAGAAGAGAUAUCAAAUGCGAUAAGAAGAGUAAUGGUGGAUGAAGAAGGAAAAGAGAUUAGAGAGAGGGCGAGAGUUUUGAAACAAAAGGGAGAUGUUUCUUUGAUGAAAGAAUACUAUGGAUGUUCGUGCAAAUACAAUUGCGAACUGCUUUCGUCAUUGUAAACUUCGAUCAACAGAUAACAUAACAUGACUUUUGAGAACUCAGAUGAAGGUGGUGAAAGCACUCAAGAACUCCAGAAUUUGAUCAAAGAGUUGGGUUAUCGCAAUGCAAUGGAUGUCGAAGAUGUUCUGACUCACCCAGAAGAAAAUGUAGUUGCACAGUUGUUGACUGAUGAAGAAAUUAUUGAAAGCGUUAUUGGAAUUAAUAAAGAUGAUAUCGAUGAAGAAGAUGAUGAAAGUUCUACAAUGGAGCCCCCUUCGCGAAACGAAGCUAUUAAAGUGGCAAUCACAUUGAACAAUUUCUUGUU